GGAAAAUGGAAGCCAUUGAGAAAAUGCCUCGGCCGAAAAAUAUAACGGAAUUGCGUGCGUUUUUAGGAUUAAUUAAUUAUUACGGACGGUUCAUUCAAAACUUAAGUGGAAUACUUACGCCAUUACAUACGUUGUUACAAAAAGAGGGCGGCAAAGCUGUGAGUUUCAGAUGGACACAGGAGUGCGAAGCAGCUUUCUUAGCGGCGAAAAGAGAAUUUACGAGUAAUAAAGUUUUGGCGCAUUACAAUCCCAAACACCCAUUAAUCGUAGCAUGUGAUGCAAGCAUGUACGGAGUAGGAGCGGUCCUUUCGCAAAAGCACCCAGAUGGAUCAGAGCGGGUAAUCCAGUAUGCUUCGCAAUCGUUGUCUCGAACACAGCAGAAGUAUGCACAGAUCGAUAAAGAAGCGUAUGCAAUUAUUUUCGCGAUAAAAAAAUUCUAUCAGUAUUUAUACGGAAAUCGUUUUACACUUUACACAGACCACCGUCCACUUACACAAAUAUUAGCACCAAACAAAUCAUUGCCGGUACAUAGCGCGAUGCGCAUGCAACAUUACAAAAUUUUCUUACAAGCGUUCAAUUACAACAUCAAGUAUAAAAAUACGAAAUUACAUAGUAAUGCAGAUGGAUUGUCGCGGUUACCAAUUCAGUCAGAGGACGAUUUCGAAUACGACGUAGUAGAUGAAUACGAAAUUAAAUUAAUAGAAUCUUUUCCAGUCACAUUUACAGAAUUAGCAGCGGAAACGGAAAAAGAUACAGAAUUACAAAAGUUAUCGCGGGCGUUACAAUCAGGCAAAGAACUGAAGCCGAAAGAAAGAUUCAAUGUUCCACUUGCUGAAUUUAGUUGCCAACGUGGCGCGAUUUUACGAGACGGUAGAGUUUUGGUGCCGCGGAAAUUACGAAAGAAAAUUUUGCAAGAGUUGCAUGAGGAACACUUCGGCAUUAUAAAAAUGAAGGCAAUGGCUAGAAGAUAUUGUUGGUGGCCGGGUAUCGACAAUGAUUUAGAGAAUGUAGCUAGAAACUGCGAAAAUUGUAAUUUAAUUCGAAACGAUCCGCCGAAAACACAAACACUUACGUGGAAGCCAGCAGAGCGAGCGUUCCAAAGAGUACAUAUUGAUUACGCAGGCCCCUUUAUGGGACAUUACUUUUUUGUGUUAGUAGACGCGUUUUCAAAGUGGCCAGAGGUGCCCAUUACGAAAAAUAUUACAAGUAAUACAACGAUCAAAUGCUGUAGACAAAUUUUUUCAACGUUUGGCAUACCGGAGGUGGUAGUGUCAGACAAUGGUCGACAUUUUGUAUCUAGCGAGUUCAAAAACUUUCUUAAAUGUAAUGGAGUAAUACACAAAACUACAGCACCAUUUCAUCCAGCGACAAAUGGGCAAGCGGAGAGAUUCGUCCAAACCUUCAAGCAGAUGUUAAGAAAAAAAUUCAAUAGUCUUUCGGCAAGUACAGAAGAUUUACAGAUAGCUUUGUACCAAAUUCUAUUACAUUACAGAAAUCUGCCUCAUGUGUCGUUGGGUGAAUCUCCAGCAGAGAAAAUGCUAAAGCGUAAUUUGCGGACUCGAUUAGAUUUAUUGUUGCCAACACAAAGUGAUACAAGCAAUAAUUGCGAGACUAAACCGUACGAUAAGAUUCGCGAAGUACAUAUCGGCGAACGAGUAGAAUGCCGGAAUUAUUACGGCAAACAAAAAUGGAUUUUCGGUAACGUGCAACAAAGACUCGGUCAUGCACAUUAUAUCAUUCGUUUAGAUAAUGGUAAAUGUUGGAAAAGACACAUUAAUCAAAUUCAGAAAAUAGGCGAGUGUCCAAUUAGAGAUACGUAUAAUAUGAGCGACGAUAUGUUCGACUACGAAACCCCAAAUGUAAAUCAAACACCUGUUAUUAAUUCGAAAAAUGUAAAUGUAGACAAGAAUGCGAGAAUGGUAAAAGAAACCCCAGCGCCAAUAAAGGUGGAUAAUACACCACGGAGAUCAGUGCGGGAAAAGAAAGUUCCAACGCGUUAUGGGGAAUCAAGUUCAUAAAUAAAAAAAAAAGAGAACAACGUCAUUAACACAUAUACAUGUAGAUUUUUUUUUUUGUUUGUGGUUAUGAUUUUUUUUUUCCUUAAGAGAGGGAAGAGUGUUACAUAGUUACAUGUCUUUUCAAAAUAAGCGCGUAAGCAUGACAUCGCGUUUAGGAUAGGAGAGCAAGUGGUAUGGCGGGGGUGACAAUGUGCGAUGUAUAUAUACACGCGUAUCGGCGGAUUCGCUCUCUUGUAUCCUCUCGGGCACAGCGUAAGAAACACACACACAGAUAGCUGAGUUAUACGAACCACAGGAAAUAAAGCGAUUGUAAAUUUAGUGUAUACGUGGCAGUUACUUAUUGAACCCCUUUUCCAAGCGGGAAUACAACACAAAUUAUUUAAUUUAUUGAUAUGUUAGC
This is a messenger RNA of Nylanderia fulva, 2418 nucleotides long. NCBI's taxonomy places the organism in Eukaryota, Metazoa, Arthropoda, Insecta, Hymenoptera, Formicidae. The record is from RefSeq and is a predicted model, not a curated record.